AUGGACGCUGCGAAGCUUGCAAAACUCCAGGCUCAGGCCGCGUCUAACAGAAUCGGUGGAAAGGGAACGAUGCGCCGAAAAGUCGUGCGUAAGACGAAGGCCGGAAGCGCCCAGGACGACAAAAAGCUGCAGGGUGCUUUGAAGAAGCUGAAUGUGCAGCCGAUUCAGGGCGUUGAGGAGGUGAACAUGUUCAGGGAAGACAGCAACGUUCUCCACUUCACCGCACCAAAGGUUCACGCUGCCCUCAACUCCAACACCCUUGCCAUCUACGGUGCCGGUCAAGUGAAGGAGCUCACCGAGCUCGUCCCUGGCAUCCUCAACCAACUCGGCCCCGACUCCCUCGCUUCCCUCCGCAAACUCGCCGAGUCUUACCAGUCCCUCCAGGGCCAGCAGCGACCGGGAGUCCCGGCAGCCGAUGAUGAUGAUGAUGACGAUGUUCCCGACUUGGUGGAGAACUUCGACGUUGAGGAGCAGGCUAAGGAGGGUGAGGCC
Molecule: messenger RNA, 492 nt
Organism: Stereum hirsutum FP-91666 SS1
Lineage: Eukaryota; Fungi; Basidiomycota; Agaricomycetes; Russulales; Stereaceae
Product: NAC-domain-containing protein
Exons: 3
Cellular component (GO): nascent polypeptide-associated complex; cytosol
Source: RefSeq, a predicted model, not a curated record